CCAUCUCCAGCAGAAAACACUGUUCACAAACUGCUCCCAACAGCUCUAUUGUAGUGAAGCCUUUUCUUCGUGACGAGCUGACGUCAGCUCGUAACAGAAGUUAUAAAGCUCGCCUAGCUGCUAAGCUCCCCUCCCCACCACCACCACUAAUUCAAGUUUGUUAGACCCAGAGCGGCUGGAGAGUUGAGAGUCUCGGUCAUGUCCAGGAGACGCUGUAUUCGUCAGUGCACGGGGAAAUUUCCUUUUUUUCGUCUUCCGAAAGACGAUGAAUUUAAGAGUCAGUGGUUAAAAUUUGUUUUUGGCACUAUUCCCCAGGACUACAACCCCAACCUUGUGUUGUGUUCUGUCCAUUUUACGGAGGACUGCUUCCUGAACCUGCAACAGUUCAAUUCAGGAUUUUCAAACCGUUUAAUUCUGAAAGACCGUGCAGUUCCGACUCUGUCUGGCCAUCCUGGAGAUUCAGAACCACAACCUAGUACAUCACAGCAGCACCUCGAAACCCUACACCUUUCCACUACAUUCCAUGACAUAGGAUGCCAGACCGAACCACCACAAAAUAUGUCAGUGGGCAUACAGUCCAGUGCUCCAAAAAUGAGAACAGUCGGCACACAGCUAUCCAUGGGUACGCUGAGGGCUUCCAUGAGAAGCAAAGGCACCCAGGCAAUGGUGCCCUGUGUUAGUGUUUACACUGAGACCACUUCAAGCUCCCCAGAAUUCACCCCGAUGUCUUCAACACCAAUAAGACCCAAAGAUUACAGACCUCGCAAGAGACCUCGUCUUGAGUUGGAGGAGGAGGAAGAGGGAGACACCUCAACAGAGUUGCAAGCUGAGCCACAAGACUCAACAUAUAUCCCUGGUGACUGUUCUAACGGAUGAAUCUGCCAUGUCGUCUGAGCCAGUGUCUACUUAUAAGGAUGAUAAGUACAUUGUUUUUGAAAGUUGCCUAAGGGAGCUUUUUCAAAGCUGUCCUGUAUGCAAGAGGCAGUGUGACGUUCAGCGCCGAAAAAUGGGAACGUAUGUGUCAUUCACACAGCUCUGCCCACACUGCAACUAUUCAAGACAGUGGCAGAGUCGGCCUGUUGUAGGAAGUACAACCUACACCUGUCAGCAACCUACACCUGUCAGCGGCAACAUAUUUCACCGGUUCAUCCUUCAUCCAACUGGAAAAGAUAUGCAAGGCCAUGAAUCUUCAGAUUUUCCAAUAUGACACCUUCAGGAGGCAUGCUAGGAGUUUUCUGGAGCCAGCCAUAAUCCACAAAUGGAAGACGGAUCAGCAACAUCUUUUUCAAAAGUUACAGCAUGGAGGAAAGAUUGGAGUCAGUGGAGAUAUGCGAGCUGACUCCCCGGGGCACUCAGCAAAGUAUGGGAGCUACACACUGAUGCACCUAGACAGUAACCACAUUAUUGACCUUCAGCUUGUUCAGAGCAAUGAAGUAGGUGGUAGUUACCACAUGGAGAAGGAGGGUCUUAAACGCUGCCUGGAUCUACUGGAUUCAAACGGUUUGGUGGUGGACUACAUUGUCACCGACCGUCAUCCACAGAUCCAGAAGUAUCUGAGGGAGCGCAGCAUCACCCACUUCUAUGAUGUGUGGCACUUUGAGAAAGGUUUGUCAAAGAAACUUGACAAAGUUGCGCAAAACAAGGACUGUAGGGUGUUGAAGAAGUGGCUGCGUAGCAUCAAAAGCCAUGUCUACUGGAGUGCAACAUCGUCAACAUCAGGGCCAGAGAAGGUAGCCAAGUGGAUGUCGAUUGUCAACCACAUCCAGAACGUGCACUUGUAUGAAAACCCUCUUUUCCCUAAGUGCCAACAUCCUGAUUGAGUGUCAAGGGAUCCAAGUAAAUGGUUUCAACCAGGGUCAAUGGCGCUCUACAAAGUGGAAAAAAAUCCUGGUCAACAAGAGGGUUGUCAAAGAUGUGGAGAAGCUGAGCCACCACUACCAAACAUCAUCCCUGGAGGCUUUCCACAGUUUGAUCCUUCGCUUCACACCCAAGAAUGUGGUUUUCCCUUUCAUGGGCAUGCUUUGCAGGUUGUACCUUGCAGCCAUGCACUACAAUGAAAAUGCAGACCGUGAGCAAGCCACAACAUCUGCAGGACAACCAGUAUUCAAGGUUGUGUUUCCCAAGUCCAGGAAAUGGGAGGUGACUGCGAGGCCAGUAAAAACAGACCCUACAUACACCAGUUCGGGUUACAUGGCUCCCUUGACCUGGAGUGGAGCUUGAGGUCCGCCCCAGUAUGCCAUUACUCGUGGACAGCUAGAAUUCCUCAUCUCAUGUGGAUUCAGACCAUCGCAGAUGGCGGGAAUUUUAAAUGUUUCUCUGAAAACCGUGAAACGGCGCUUAAGACGCUUCAAUCUUUCUCGCUCCACCUCCUAUUCGGACGUAACAGACGUCAACCUGGACGCCAUGAUUCGGGAUCUGGCAGGAGGGAAUGAACAACUUGGACCAGAGUUGGUCCGUGCCCAAUUGAGGGCAGAGGGUGUCCGAAUCCAGAGAAGGAGAGUGAGGGAGAGUAUGGUACGAAUCAACCCAAGAGUGGCUGCCCUUCGUGCGAUGUCACAGAGGCUGCACAGAAGGUCUUACCGGGUGGCGGGACCAAAUUCUCUGUGGCACAUCGAUGGGAAUCAUAAACUGAUAAGAAAACUUCCACCACAUUUUGGCAUUGUGCGAGCAGGACGGUUGCGAACAGCGGCACGGAGGACUCCGUGGGCCUGGAGUCUUGCAAACCAGGAGAUCAACGAUCAGCCUGCCUCUAUACCUCGAAAUAAAAACAUUUUUCAGAGAGAAGGAGGCCAGGACCGCGGGGGACUCCAAGCUGUUUUUCCACUCCGUAAAACGAACAGGAAGAGAUUUCUAGCAGCACGGAGUUUGAAAACCGUGGAUUCAAUUCUGGACAUUCCACCCCCAUAUCUGUCCAAACCCGCCGCACGAAAGAAGAGAGCAGCCACGGUACCGACGACCCGACAGACGAGAGGCGAUCGGGCACGGGAACAGCUCAUCUCACUCCUCCGCCACACUGAUGCAGCCGCGACCGCUGGAUUGCCAGUAUUACAAGGCCUCACAGAGGAAACUGAGGAGGAUGAAGCUGAUGCAUUCCCGAUGAUUCAAGUCCCUACACAAGCAGGGGGAAUAGGCCUGGUGUAUAGGGCUUGGACUGAAUUAGACAUUAGGAAAGCCACAAGCCACCUUCCCCCGUGCAAAAACUCUUUUCUGCCCACUGUUCCAGAAAUACGACGCCUUCUGAUGAUAAACCUGGGGCCUAUGGAGUAUGCAAAGAUCCGACACCUUCUCCCCGAAGACCCGACCGAUGAUCCAGUCCUCCACCAUCCAAAUCUUGCAAAUAGAGCAAAUGAUGACUACAAUGACCUGCUGGAGGACCUCUCCUCCGGCAUAGAAACAGUGUUUCCAGAUAGAAUCGACAUGUCACAUGUGGCAAACACCAAGCAGAAUAAAGGCGAGACGGUGGAGGACUGUCUGAGACUUUUGAUAGACACAGCGGCAUUGCUCGCACCACUGCCGCCGGAGCAGUGGUUGAACUUUGGGAAGCUCAUUUCAAAAACGUGUUUUUGAGUGGGCUGCUCCCUGACAUUCGAGCUGAAGUGGACAAGACCUGCAUUGGACUGCCCGAUUCAGCUCUGAUGGAGAUUGUUAGACAUUCUGAGAAAAUCCUGACCAGCAGAAGAGACAAGACGGAGAAGAAAAGACAACAGAACAGUGAUGCUGCACAGUUAACCCUCAUAAAAACUGUGGCAGCAAUGUUUCAAGAAAGAAAGGGUGUGGGCAGAGGAAAAGGCAGAGGAAACAGAGGCAGGGGCCGUGGCAACAUUCCGGUAGUGGAUAAAGACACUUGCUACAACUGUGGCGAGAGAGCAUUGGGCCUAUGAAUGUCCCCACCCCAAGAAGGACUCGUCUAAGGGACAGCGCAACGACCCUCAGCAGUUUGCAGAUUGACAGGCGGUGGGGGAUGGAGCUGGGUGUGGAAUGGACAGACAGGACGACACGAUUGCGUCUGUUGAGGAGGGUAACAUGCACACACACACAGAUACACAUGCUUGCAAUGAAGACAUGCUUUCCUGCAUACCACAAACACCUACACCUCCCCCUAACGAUAGGCAAAACAUAUUAGAUGCAAUACAGCAUAUAGAACAGAAGGAAUUGGCAGAGAAUAUGCCUAUUUAUGCUAUGUAUUCAUCAGAUGUGUAUAAAAAACAGUGUUGACAAUACAGGGGAGGGAAAUAGAAUUCUUGGUUGAUUCAGGGGCUACAAAUUCAGUUUUGAAAAAAUCAUUGUUUCCUAAACAAAAACUUUCUGGUAGAGUAAUUCUUUCUCGAAGUGCGAGUGGUAUGGUAUUGCCAGAAAAAUUUACUGCUCCAAUGACUUGUGUGCACACAGAUCCUACAGAUCCAGACCCAGAUAGAAGAGCAAAAUGCUCAUUUUUGCUCUCACCUGUGUGCCCUGUAAAUUUAUUAGGCAGUGAUGUGUGUUUUUGGUAUAGGGGUAAUUCCUGGCCUCAGGGUUGUGCGUUUUGAUAAAAAUCAUCUUUUUUCCUGACAUGUUUUCGUUAAAAUCGAAAAGCACACACUCUUUCACAUUUCUAUGGGACAUUAACCUUUGUCAGGCUAUCGACCUCCUGACAGAAGCACAACAACUAGUGUCACCAUUAGCAGUGCUAAGAACACCACAACAAAUGCAUUGUAUCUCUCUUGUCUCCCCAACUCCAGACGAAGAAUAUGUUGACAAAUUCCUUGACCAGUCCAAGGACGAGCUUGAGUUGUCUUCCGUCUACUGGCACACGUGCGCAGUGACGGUAGCCUUGACUGAUAAACAGAAAGUUCUUCAGAAUUCCUAACUCUGUAGCUCAUAUUUUUCUCUCUUUGUCUCCAACAGACCAGGGGACAGACCCAGGACACUUUGUCAUGACCUGUGAGAAACUGACUGACUGGACUGACACGGCUGAUGACUGUAUUUCAUAUUCUCCCUCAACAGGAAAUUAUAGAAAACUUUUAUCAUGGCACAUGCCCUGUAUCCGCAGUAUCUAUAUAUUGAGUGAAACUGCGCCUACAACAGACACAUUUUUGCACGGUAAAAACGACAUUUUACCUACAGACGUCUCACCACUUUUAGCCAAAGUGCCAACACACCUUUGGGCGACACACAAAUAUGACGUGGGGUUGAUUAAAAACUGUCAACCUGUCGUCAUAAUACCACGUUCGGACUAUAGACCACAGAAACAUCAGUAUCCGUUAAAACAGGAAGCUAUUGAUGGAAUCCGACCCGUUUUUAACUCCUUAUUGGCUACAGGAGUUAUAAUUCCGUGUCCAGAUUCUCCUGUUAGAACACAGAUUUUUCCUGUAAAGAAAAUACGGCCAAAAGGCAUUCCGACGGAAUGGCGUUUCGUCCAGGACUUGAAAGCUGUCAAUGCAGCUGUUCAUGCGCGCGCACCAAAUGUGCCAAAUCCAUACACAAUCCUACAGGGAAUUAAUUCAAUUCAAUUUUAUUUAUAGUAUCAAAUCAUAACAUAAGUUAUCUCGAGACACUUUACAGAUAGAGUAGGUCUAGACCACACUCU
Messenger RNA from Perca fluviatilis (European perch), 5566 nucleotides. RefSeq lists its product as uncharacterized. NCBI's taxonomy places the organism in Eukaryota, Metazoa, Chordata, Actinopteri, Perciformes, Percidae. The transcript has 14 exons. The record is from RefSeq and is a predicted model, not a curated record. Bases 2293 to 3567 code for a protein of 424 amino acids.